UGCACUUUUGGUAACUCAAGGACAGCUGGAUAAAGAUUGAGAGACUCCAACGAUGAAAACUUUCAGCUCUGCUGUUGCAGUCCUGUUGCUCAACACCUUCUACGCCUUUUCAGAAAUUCAACAUGAAGUUGUCUAUUUGGUGGGCUGCUUUGAGAAUGGCACAACUGAGGCACAGUAUACAUUUGACGCUCAGGAGGUGUUACAUGUGGAUUUCAAGAGAGAAGAAAUUGUAUACACUGUGCCCAAAUUUAUAGUUCUGGAACCACAGGAAAUGUUUAAGAAUAUGCAUUUGUAUAGAAAUGCUCUAAAAAACAGGAGAGCGUGUGAAGUAAUAGUGGCAUUGGAGGAGAAAGACGAGAUGAUACCAGAUGUAAAAGACCCACCUGAGAGUGUCCUCUACCCCUCUGAGGACGUUGAGCUCGGUGUUGAAAACAGUCUCGUCUGCUUUGUGAAUCAUUUCUUCCCACCUGACAUCAAUGUCCACUGGACCAAAAAUGGACAUCCUGUGUUGAAGGGGGUGUCUCUGAAUCAAUAUUAUCCCAAUAAUGAUCAAACCUUCCACCUGUUCUCAACCCUGACAUUCACACCAGAGGAGGGAGACAUUUACGGCUGCACAGUGGAGCACUCAGCCCUGGAGAGCCCUACAACAAGAAUCUGGGAACCUGACUUCAGUCAUCAAAGUCUUGGACUAAAUAUUUACUGUGGAGUAGGCCUGACUGUGGGCUUGUUCGGGAUCGCAGCUGGGGUAUUUUUAAUUGCCAAGGCAAAAUAUGGACCGUAAUUUUCCUGUCUAAAAGAGAUUAUGCAGAUUAAUUUGAUGAUACAUAAAACAUAUGAUUUUGGAGUGCUCUAUUAUCCUCUUCUGUCAACUUAUUGCACAUUCAUAAACUAAAGUGCAAAUUUGUAAAAUGUAAAAGCCGGUGUUCAGGUACACUUCUUCACCACGAUUUAAUAGGAGAAUAGAAAUGGAUAAUAAAAUUAAACAAUGCACCACAAAAUCAUGAAAUACUUCUAUGAGAGGUCUGAAUCUGCAGCUUCUGGCAUCACAAUGUUGCCAUUUAUUCUAAAGUAAGCAAAUGUGGUGUAGGAA
Molecule: messenger RNA, 1090 nt
Organism: Scomber japonicus (chub mackerel)
Lineage: Eukaryota; Metazoa; Chordata; Actinopteri; Scombriformes; Scombridae
Product: H-2 class II histocompatibility antigen, A-U alpha chain-like
Exons: 5
Coding region: 53-781 (242 amino acids)
Biological process (GO): immune response; peptide antigen assembly with MHC class II protein complex; antigen processing and presentation of exogenous peptide antigen via MHC class II
Cellular component (GO): membrane; MHC class II protein complex
Molecular function (GO): MHC class II protein complex binding
Source: RefSeq, a predicted model, not a curated record